Myxozyma melibiosi is the source of this 341-nucleotide messenger RNA. RefSeq lists its product as uncharacterized. The transcript has a single exon. NCBI's taxonomy places the organism in Eukaryota, Fungi, Ascomycota, Lipomycetes, Lipomycetales, Lipomycetaceae. The coding region runs from base 110 to 298 and encodes 62 amino acids. The record is from RefSeq and is a predicted model, not a curated record.
UGUUGUUGCUUUACGAUUUCUCCAUUCUAUGUCUGGUGUCACUUGCUUUUUGCAUUUGUCUUUUUUUCCCUUUACGAAAUGACUUGAUUCGAUCCGCUUCGGUGCGAUAAUGGUGCUUGUUUUUUUUUCUUUAUUUCUGUGUUUGUUGGUCGACGGGGGCGCUAUUUUUCAGUUCCUAUCAGUUUUUACGAGUGGUUUUUUCUCACGAUUUCCCGGUUACUUUUUCGUAUACACAAUUGCUUUCUUUGGAAUCGGUUUUUUCUCUUUUACGUCUAGCUUUUUUUCAUGCAUUUGGUGAUCUUGCUUGCUUAGAAAUACAUAUCAAUAUUUAAUAUGAUUAC